AUGCGCAUCGGCGGGCAGCUCGAGCAUUCGCCGCUGACCUACAAGGAGCGGCACCCACCGAUCCUCAGCGGCGCCUCUUCUCUCACUUCCAUGGUCAUUGCCUGGGCGCACUCUCGAGCGCUGCACGGUGGAUACCGUGUCAGCAGUGCCUACGUCUGUAAGCGCGCUUGGCUCCUCGGUGGGCCCCGGCGGAUCAAGGCUCACCUCCGCAGGUGCGUCAUCUGCAUCCGGCUGCGAGCGCGACCGGUGACUCAACUCAUGGCUCCACUGCCGUUGUCCCGAAUCUCCCCUUCUCGUGCCUUUGCCUGCACCGGAGUGGACUACGCCGGCCCUUUCCAUGUACUCUCCGCCAGAGGACGAGGAGUCCAGACCACAAAAGGCUACAUCGCCGUUUUUGUGUGCCUCGCCACCAAGGCCCUGCACCUGGAGCUGGUCGGCGAUUUCUCAGCUGCGUCCUUCUUGGGCGCCCUUCACCGAUUUGCUGGACGCCGCGGUCAGCCCGGCGAGAUAUGGAGCGACAACGCGACUUGCUUCCGCCGCGCUGAUGUCGAGCUGCGCGAUGCCUUGCUGACAGCCGAGCUGGACUGGGGAUUGAUCGCGGGCUCUCUCGCCGAUCAAGGAAUUGCUUGGAAGUUUAUUCCACCGGGUGCUCCUCACUUCGGUGGCUUGUAG
This is a messenger RNA of Copidosoma floridanum, 672 nucleotides long. RefSeq lists its product as uncharacterized. NCBI's taxonomy places the organism in Eukaryota, Metazoa, Arthropoda, Insecta, Hymenoptera, Encyrtidae. The record is from RefSeq and is a predicted model, not a curated record.